Molecule: messenger RNA, 3421 nt
Organism: Patella vulgata (common limpet)
Lineage: Eukaryota; Metazoa; Mollusca; Gastropoda; Patellidae
Product: creatine transporter
Exons: 16
Coding region: 306-2192 (628 amino acids)
Biological process (GO): sodium ion transmembrane transport
Cellular component (GO): membrane
Source: RefSeq, a predicted model, not a curated record
UUUAAUUUAUUACCGUAUCUAUUCUUGUGUGAAUAACCGUUAUGUUAGAUCUCAUAGAUACAUGAAACUAUUUUUAUGGGUUGAAGAGGUUUUUUUCGUACCUUUAGGAACCGUGUAGCUGGAUUAACUAAUCUUCAAAAGACCGAGAUGGUGUUCUAUGUGGGUGUUAAAUUAGUUCAAGAUGUUUCGAAUUUUGAUAAAUCACUGAAGUAAAUGAGUCCCACUAGUUAUACACUGCUGCAGCAUAAUAAACGGGUUUCAUUGUUUUUAGCUGAGAAGUCGUGUAGAAAUAGGACUAUGUCAAAAUGACUGAAGUAGAAGAUGUAGAGAAGCGUGUAAAUAUAAAGGGGGUUCAUGUGUUUGUGGUUGCAAAUACCAAAAGGAAAGAAGACCAACCUAAACGGGAUACAUGGUCUAACAGAUUUGAUUUUGUUAUAUCGUGUGUAGGAGCAGCUGUAGGCUUUGGAAAUGUCUGGAGAUUUCCAUAUCUCUGCUACAAAAACGGCGGGGGCGCCUUUCUAAUACCAUACUUGAUCGCUGUGGUUACCGUUGGAUUUCCAAUUAAAUUCCUGGAAGUAUCAUUAGGUCAGUUUAUGCAACAAGGUGGAAUUGGAAUGUGGAAUAUCUGUCCCUUAAUGAAAGGUGUUGCUGUAUGUACCUCCAUAUUUGCUUUUUUGGAAUUAGCGUAUUACGUCAUCAUAUUUACCUGGGUAUUAUUAUACCUCGUAUCAACGUUUUCCGAUCCGUUACCAUGGAGUAAUUGUAAUAAUACAUGGAACACGGUCAAUUGUUUUGCCGGAAGUUCUGAUAAUGGUGACAGAAUUACUGAUAACAGCACAUCUUAUAACUGGACUUAUCUAUCAGAUACUAAUAUAACCAACGUUACUGGUGUAAACCUAACUUUAAAUAUGACCAACGUUACUGGUCUAAAUCCAACUGUAAAUAGAAUAGAUCCUUCUGUUGAAUUCUGGAGGCAUUAUGUGUUAGAGAUAACGGAAGGUUUAGAUGAACCGGGUGUUAUUGUGUGGAAGUUAUUACUCUGUUUAUUAGCUAUUUAUAUUGUUGUUUAUUUCUGUACCUGGAAAGGAAUCAAAUGGAUUUCAAAAAUUGCCUAUGUAACAGCAACAGCACCAUACGUUCUGCUGACUAUACUACUUAUUAUGGGUGCGAUGAAAGAGGGAGCUGUUAAUGGCAUCAUCUUCUACCUCAAACCGGACAUUACUAAAUUGGCCCAAUUUAAGGUUUGGUAUGCGGCCUUUUCCCAGGUGUUGUUUUCUUAUGCUGUGGGUUUAAAUAUGUUACCAGCUUUAGGUAGUUAUAAUAAAUUCAACAACAAUUGUUACAGCCAUACUAUUAUCGUAGCUUUUAUCAACUCAUUUACCAGUUUAUUUUCUGGUUUUGUUAUUUUUACUCUGUUGGGUCACAUGUCAUACUUACAACAAGUACCUAUAGAUAAAGUCGCGUCUUCAGGUCCUGGGCUGGUAUUUAUUGUCUACCCACGUGCCUUGGCUGAACUUCCGGUGCCUCAACUGUGGUGUUUUGUUUUCUUCCUCAUGUUAGCAUUUAUUGGUAUAGAUUCCGCUAUUCUUAUAUUAGAAGGAUUUGCUUGUUCAGUUAUGGAUGUUUAUACCAGCCUUGCUAGGAAAAGAGAAGCCAUGAUGAUUUUAACCUGUUUAGCUACAUUUAUAAUUGGUUUACCCAUGAUAACUCAGGGUGGAAUGUACGUAUUUCAACUGGUAGAUUAUUAUUUAUUUGGUGGUAUUUUGAUGUGGUUAAUAUGUUUUAUGGAAGUUAUUGGUAUUGGUUGGAUAUACGGUGCUGACAGAUUCUACGAUAAUCUGGAACUAAUGAUGGGUUUUAGAAUUAACAUGUGGAUUAAACUAUGUUGGAUUGUCAUCACCCCUUUGACCUUAUUAAUUUUCCUUACCUAUCAAUUGGUGACGUUUGAACCAUUAGUUUAUGACAAGACGUAUGUUUAUCCGCCAUGGGGUAACGUUUUGGGUAUCUGUCUAUCUGUUAUGGUACUAAUGGUAAUACCUUGUGUUAUGGUUUACAGUCUGUUAAAGUUGGAUUCCAGACAUGGAACUACCAUAUUACAGAGAAUAAAGUACUUAUUGAGACCCAAGUUAAAAUCUCAUCAGAUCCCGGACAGUUGGGGGAGCAAAGCUUAUACGUGGACAGACACAAAUUGAAACAGUCUGUAGAUUCAAUUAUUAAAUAAAAAGUACAACUUUCUUAAACUGCCACACGUGUGUUUGGUCAGUGCGUUUAAGACAUCAUUUUGGUGACAAUGUGUGUUCAUAUAAAUUAUAUAUGAUCUUAAAACAUUAUGUUGGUGAAAUGUGUUUUUAUAAAAUAUAUAUUGACUUAAAACAUUAUGUUAGUGAAAUGUGUUUUUAUAAAAUAUAUAUUGACUUAAAACAUUAUGUUGGUGAAAUGUGUUUUUAUAAAAUAUAUAUGAUCUUAAAACAUUAUGUUGGUGAAAUGUGUGUUCAUAUGAAUUAUAAAUGAUCUUAAGAAUCUAACUUGCUAUCUUGGGAUUCAACUGCAUUUCCUGGCACAGGUUGUUCUAAACUUAAUAAUGCGGUUUGCAUGUUUGUGUGCGAGAGACCCCGUCUGUCCUGUAUCGGACAAUAUCUUCAUGGAUUACGGCCCCUGAUUGUUCGAAAAACCAUCUUUUUCGUUUGUGGACACUCUAGAUGUCACAAUGUUCAUCUGAUUUUGAUGAAACUUGAAAUACAUGUUUAUAUCCCAAAGAUCUCGGUUCAUCUCGAUAUUUGCGCAUCAUAUCGGAUCGUAACUUUCUGAAUUAUGGCCCUUGAUUGUAGGAAGAUCGCGUUUUAGCUUAUGGUCCCUCUAGAUGUCACAAUUUUUAUCCGAUUUGAAAAACCGUUUGAAUAUAUCACCUUUACACUAUAAUGAUGAUUGAGUGUAAAAGUAUGUAAUACAAAGCUUGUGGCCCCUCUAGAAGUCACAAUUUUUAUCCGAUUUUGAUGGAACUUAAAAUAUAUCUUUAUAUCCCAAAUAUCUCAGUCCCGUUCGAUAUUCGCGUAUGUCAGACCAAAACUCCCUGGAUUAUGGUCCCUGAGUUUUAGCUUGUUCUCUAUCCAUCUCGUGCAAAAUGUGGGCGUAUCUGGCCUGGUAACCGCUGGCUUCAAUUUCACUUAUUCGGUUUUCUGUCUUUUUUUACGAAAUAAUUUAAAUUUUGGAUAUAUGUGUGGAACAUGCAUAUAUUUCCUUGUCGGUCACUUUUUGCAAUCCAUUGGGGAAAAUUGACAAAAGAAACUCUCUUACCAUGAGCCCUUGUUGAUGAUUUUAAGACCCCUUUUUUAAUUUGAAUCCAUUUUUGUAUCAUUUAUUGUGUAUCCCUUGUGAAACUGAUUGGUCAUUAUAAUAACAUGAACAUGAAAUGUUAUAUUAU